This is a messenger RNA of Dicentrarchus labrax (European seabass), 1962 nucleotides long. RefSeq names its product paired related homeobox 1b (gene prrx1b). Gene Ontology annotation, molecular function: DNA binding; DNA-binding transcription factor activity, RNA polymerase II-specific. NCBI's taxonomy places the organism in Eukaryota, Metazoa, Chordata, Actinopteri, Moronidae. Gene Ontology annotation, biological process: regulation of DNA-templated transcription. The coding region runs from base 448 to 1251 and encodes 267 amino acids. The transcript has 5 exons. The record is from RefSeq and is a predicted model, not a curated record.
UAGCUGCCGCUCAGCGAGCUUUGCGCACACACGGAGCUUUGCGCAUCUGGUCGUCAUCAGCAGCAGCAGCAGCAGCUCUUCCUGCUCAGAUGUGACUCAACCAGAGUGGGAAGAGAAGCUUCUUCUCACAGGACCUCUUGUGUAAAACCCUCCUCGGACGUCGGUUCUCGGGCAGUAGGACGCCGCCGCCGCCGCCGCUGGAUGGAUUGGCUGUUUAACUUCUUUUAACGGGAAAAACGAGGCGAGGAGAAAAAGUUUGCUCAAGUUUUGUUUGCGCCCUCCGCGGCUGAUCUGGAUGCGAACAGAUCCGCGUUGUAGCUCGGCAGAACCCGGGUCUGUCUCUGGCCGCUUUCUGGAGGCUUUCCGUGCAAAGGAUCUUGGUUGUUCUGUGGUUCUUCCUCUCAGAUCGACGCUCCGCUCUUUUUCCCGCAGUUCCCCACUUGCGUCAUGACUUCUAGCUAUGCACAUGUAAUGGACAGGCAAGCCUCGAUAUCAAACCGCCUGGAGAGUCCGAUCACGUCGAACCUGGACAACCUGCAAGCCAAGAAGAACUUCUCGGUCAGCCACCUGUUGGAUCUGGAAGAGGCCGGGGAAAUGGUGGGCACCCAGGCGGACGAGAGCGUCGGAGAGGCGGGGAGGAGUAUGCUGGAGUCCCCGGGGCUGACCAGCGGGAGCGACACGACCCAGCAGGAGAAUGAACAGAUGAACACGGAGGAGAAGAAGAAGAGGAAGCAGCGCAGGAACAGGACCACCUUCAACAGCAGCCAGCUCCAGGCUCUGGAGAGGGUGUUCGAGAGGACACACUACCCCGACGCCUUCGUCAGGGAGGACCUGGCCCGCCGGGUCAACCUCACCGAGGCCAGAGUCCAGGUUUGGUUCCAGAACAGGAGAGCCAAGUUCCGCAGGAACGAGCGCGCCAUGCUGGCCAGCAAAAACGCCUCGCUCCUCAAAUCGUACUCAGGAGACGUGACGGCGGUGGAGCAGCCAAUCGUACCGCGCCCUGCACCACGCCCCAACGACUACCUGUCCUGGGGCAGCGCUGCCCCCUACAGCUGGUAUCCGAUGCCGGAGGGGGGGCCAGUGCGAGUGCCACAGAAAAUGCUGCCCUCAGAGAACAACGCCAUGGCCACCUACCCGCCCACCUGCUCCAACACCAACACGUCCCAGGGAAUGAACAUGGCCAACAGCAUCGCCAACCUGCGGCUCAAAGCCAAGGAGUACAGCUUGAACCAGGUGCCCACGGUCAACUGAGAGGAGGAGAGGCCGGGGGGUGGGGGCUUGCGCGCUGGAGGAGGGGAGGGGACCCUCUCUGCCGCUGGACGCCGUCUCUGGGAUGAGCGCCUUCUCACGUACCCCGGAUCAUGAAGUCUCCUCUGCCUUCUGGAGCAGUUCUAUCACCUAUAUGCAAAAAAUGUUGGAGUGAUGGCAGGAUUUUCCCUUUUUUUUUAUCCUCCUGAGCAUCACUGAACUAUUGUUUGUACAAAAAAAAGACAUCUAUUGGAUGCUGUAUCCGAAUAUCUGCGUAGUUUUACUUUGUGAUUGUGACUGAAAUGGAGAGUUUUCAAUCAGAGAACUUGUUCUCGGCGGAGACUCGUGCAUGGACUACGUGGAGUUCCCUUUGUCCCUUUGGCUGUGGUGUUGGAUACAAUUACACACCAAAUUUGGGAUCAACAACACUUUUUUUUUCUCUCUCUCUCUUUUAAAACCAACGACAAACCGCCAAGGACUUCUGACAUUUAUGCAAUUUCUUUAAAAAGAGUUAGUUUUGUUUUUUUUCUUCCCACAUUUCUUUCCAUGUUAUACCACUGACGAGCAACAUUUUCAUGUAAUAGUCCAAUAUAAAGGAGAGGCUAAUGUAUUUCUGAAUCCAAAAACCAGUAGAUUCUCUUAAUUUCCUAUGAUAUCCUUUAUUUGUAACAGAAUAAAAAAACUUGUAUAUGAAUAAAAAUGCAUUUCAAGCAA